Impatiens glandulifera is the source of this 1852-nucleotide messenger RNA. Its product is annotated as calnexin homolog. The transcript has 6 exons. Gene Ontology annotation, biological process: protein folding. NCBI's taxonomy places the organism in Eukaryota, Viridiplantae, Streptophyta, Magnoliopsida, Ericales, Balsaminaceae. Bases 75 to 1724 code for a protein of 549 amino acids. Gene Ontology annotation, molecular function: calcium ion binding. The record is from RefSeq and is a predicted model, not a curated record. Gene Ontology annotation, cellular component: endoplasmic reticulum membrane; endoplasmic reticulum.
UUCUCUGAUCAACCUCUGCAUAAUCUCUCACUAAUUCUGAACAUCCUUUCUGUUCUUCAUUUCGCAUAUGCACAAUGGUAGAAAGUAAGCGGAGUAUUUCUCACCAAUUUGGUUUGCUCUUCCUUUGUAUUGGAUUCUUUGCUUCCCAGCUUCUCGCCGCCACCGCUGAUCCGAUCUUUUACGAAUCAUUUGAUGAAUCCUUAGAAGGACGCUGGAUCGCGUCAGAGAAAGAGGAUUAUAAAGGUGUUUGGAAACAUUCAAAGAGUGAAGGACAUGAAGAUUAUGGACUACUUGUGAGUGAGGCAGCAAGGAAAUAUGCAAUUGUGAAGGAGCUUGAUGAAGCUGUGAAUCUGAAGGAAGGAACAAUUGUUCUCCAAUUUGAAACCAGACUUCAAAAUGGACUUGAAUGUGGUGGAGCUUAUUUGAAGUUUCUCCGCCCUCAAGAAGCUGGAUGGAUCCCAAAGCAAUUUGACAAUGAGUCUCCUUAUUCAAUCAUGUUUGGCCCUGAUAAAUGUGGUGCUACAAACAAGGUCCAUUUCAUUCUCAACCACAAGAAUCCUAAAACAGGAGAAUACGUCGAGCAUCAUCUCAAGUACCCAGCCUCCGUCCCAUCUGACAAACUAACCCAUGUUUAUACUGCCAUUCUAACCUCUGACAACGGGGUAAGAAUCCUCGUUGAUGGAGAAGAAAAGAAGAAAGCCAACUUCCUCUCUAGUGAAGACUUUGAACCAUCUCUUAUUCCUUCCAAGACAAUUCCAGACCCUGAAGAUAAGAAACCUGAGGACUGGGAUGAGAGGUCGAAAAUCCCAGACUCUGCUGCAGUUAAGCCAGAUGACUGGGAUGAAGAUGCCCCAAUGGAGAUCGAAGAUGAUGAAGCAGUUAAGCCAGAGGGAUGGCUAGACGAUGAACAAGAAGAGAUCGAUGAUCCAGAGGCAUCAAAGCCUGAAGAUUGGGAUGACGAGGAAGAUGGUUUGUGGGAAGCACCCAAGAUUGAAAACCCUAAUUGUGGUGCCGCCCCUGGUUGCGGAGAAUGGAAGACACCAAUGAAGAGGAACCCAGCUUACAAAGGAAAGUGGACUGCACCACUUAUUGAAAACCCUAACUAUAAGGGUAUCUGGAAGCCAAAGGAAAUAGCUAACCCAAAGCAUUUUGAAUUGGAUAGACCCGAUUUCGAACCCAUCUCUGCCAUUGGUAUUGAGAUCUGGACAAUGCAAGAUGGGAUCUUGUUUGAUAACAUUUUGAUAGCUGACAGUGAGAAAGUGGCAGAGAAAUACAGAGUAACUGCUUGGAAACCGAAAUUUGAUGUUGAGGAAGAGAAACAAAAGGCAGAGGAAGCAUCUGCUGGAUCAGUUGAUCUCAAGGGAAUUCAGAAAACUGUUUUUGAUGUUCUGUACAAGAUUGCAGACAUUCCUUUAUUGGCUGAACAUAAGCACAAGAUUCUGGAUUUAAUUGAGAAGGGAGAAAAGCAACCAAAUAUAACAAUCAGCAUAAUAGUCUCCAUCAUCAUCGUUAUCUUCACAGUUUUGCUAAAAUUGGUUUUUGGUGGGAAGAAGAAGAAGAGGACUUCGAUGAAGAAGAAGGAGAAGGAAGAGGAGAAAGUGAGCGUUGAGACGACUAAGAACAACACUGACCAAGGAAGUGGAAGUGGGAGCGGGAGUGGAGAAGAUGAGAAGGAGAAGAAGAGUACAUCAACCCGCAGGAAGUCGGCCAGACGGGAGGGAUAGAAAUAUGAUUUUGUAAUUGUGAUUGCUAUUAAUUACUAGUUCCUUUCUUUUGGAUUAUUUUUAUUAUGAUUUUUUGGACCAAAAAAACAAGUAUAAACAAUUAUAUGUGAGGAAGAAAUUCAGUUCCA